Hibiscus syriacus is the source of this 2291-nucleotide messenger RNA. Its product is annotated as YTH domain-containing protein ECT3-like. Bases 147 to 1859 code for a protein of 570 amino acids. NCBI's taxonomy places the organism in Eukaryota, Viridiplantae, Streptophyta, Magnoliopsida, Malvales, Malvaceae. The transcript is spliced from 7 exons. Gene Ontology annotation, molecular function: mRNA binding. The record is from RefSeq and is a predicted model, not a curated record. Gene Ontology annotation, cellular component: cytoplasm. Gene Ontology annotation, biological process: mRNA destabilization.
AGGCCUCUUGGGUUUUUGGCGGCUACUCUUUUCUUCAAGGCCCACGCCAUUUAUAUCUACUUUCCUUUCUAGGGUUUUUCUUUCUCCUCCUCCAUUUGCUCGGGUCUUACUUUCUCUCACUAAAUCUACACCGCUGCCCCGUGACCAUGGCCACAGUUGAAAAAGUUGCAGAUUCACUAGAGAGUUUGUCUAUGAAUUCGCAACCCAAGACCAAGAAAGUUACCGAGCCUGUCAAGAAGGAUUUCGAAAGCGAUAAUGGCUCUUACAUGUACCCGCAAACUUAUGGUUAUGUGCCACACGGGGCGUACUCCAUGCCCAGUUCACCUCUUCCUCCUAUGGGACUUGAUGGUCAUCUACAUGCAUUGCAGGAAUACUAUUAUCCAAGUGCUUAUUACCAAGCACCUCUGCAAACUAGUCGCACCAAAUCUUCUCAAAGGGACAUAUCAACUUCAGGUGUAUCUGAUCAAGCUUCCUUAUCCAAUAAAACAAAUACAGGAAAUUUGAGCGCUAUAGCAAGUGGUGGGGUUUUGAGUGGCAAUAAUGGAUCAGAGUCACUAAAAUCAACUUCCAAGGGCUCCUCUCUAAAUCCCAAUGCUUCCUAUAAUAGAGUAGGGCAUCGGGAUUCAACAUUUAGCUAUGAUGGGGUCCAGCCUACUCCUUGGUUAGAUAUGUCAAUAUCUUCUAAUGGGAAAUCGAAAUAUACGAAUUUCCACAAUGAACGACCGUCAUCAGGUGCAGCCCAAGCAUUUGGAUACCUGAACCACGUGUACCCUAACAACAUGGCCGACUGCCACUACGGAGAUACCAUUAGAAGGGGUUCUGGUUUUGGAUCAUAUGGCUACUAUACCUGGAAGAGAGGACAAGGGUGCUAUAAUGUUGGUAACAACAACAAAUAUAAGGAUCAUGGUUAUGGAAAAGAGAAUAUGGAUGGUUUAAAUGAGCUGAACAAAGGACCUAGAGUAAAAGGGUGCAAGACCAAGGAUGGUACAAAACUAGCUGUUGAAGACCUAAACAUUCCACUGACUGAGAGCAAUAAGGAGAACAGUGUUUCUCUUGUGCCAGAUAUGGAGCAGUAUAAUAAGGAAGAUUUUCCUGAGAGUUAUUCAAAUGCAAAGUUUUUUGUCAUUAAAUCAUACAGUGAGGAUGAUGUCCACAAAAGCGUCAAAUACAAUGUGUGGGCCAGUACAUCUAACGGCAACAAGAAACUUGAUGCAGCAUUCCGCGAGGCCAAGGAGAAGUCUGAUGCCUGCCCUGUUUUUCUAUUGUUCUCAGUUAAUACCAGUGGACAAUUUGUUGGAUUAGCAGAGAUGGUUGGCCAAGUUGAUUUUAACAAGACUGUAGAAUAUUGGCAACAAGACAAGUGGACUGGUUGCUUCCCUGUGAAGUGGCACAUCAUUAAGGAUGUGCCAAACAUGGCACUGAGGCACAUAACACUUGAGAACAACGAGAGCAAGCCUGUCACUAAUAGUAGGGACACCCAGGAGGUUUAUUUUGAGCAGGGGGUUCAAAUUCUCAAAAUCUUUAAGGAUCAUUCCAGUAAGACGUGCAUUCUUGAUGAUUUUGAAUUUUAUGAGGCUCGUCAAAAGACAAUCCAAGAGAAAAAGGCUAAGCAUCAGCAGUUCCAAAAAAAAAUUUUGAGGGGGGAACCUAAUGAUUCUGUUGUGAUUGACAAGGAAAAUGUGACAAUAGAAAAUAACACUUUGGAAAAACCUGUAGGGGAAGCCUUGUUAAAAGAGCCAACCGUUGUAUCAACUGAGGUGUUAAAGGCUAAUGGAGAUGUGAAACCUAUGGAAGAGAAUGGAUCAGUUACAGCUAUUGAAGGUUGCCCCAAAUCGGUUUCUGUUGCAAGUGUGUGCUAAUUGACUUCAUCGAUUUGGAAGUAGUGUUGUACUUUUGGUUGGUUAUUGACAAGCUAGCUGCUUCUAAUCAGACAUGUUGAGUCUCUGAUUGGCUUCAACUGAUCUAUAGCUUAUUCCUGAGGAGGAAGAAUUGAGAGAUGCCUUUCGGCAUUUCCUUGUAGGCAAAAUAGCAAUUAGCAACAUGGUGAAACUGAAUGUGACUGCUGAAUAGCAUGAAGUUUUACUUUUUGUUUUUUCUUUCAUUUCUCAUCUGUUUUCCUUUUGUGUUUCUUAGUGAGAGAGAAUAGCAAUUAGUCUUGUUUGCAUUUGAUGACGGUGUGGGUUUUUGUUAACAUUUCUAGCAUAGGGAAGUGAAAGACUAGUAUUUGAGACUUGGUACUGUUGUUCACAAUCUAUAGUUUAUGGGGUGUAAUAAACUUAUCGUGUGAGAAA